GACGAAGCCGUCAGGCGAGAGAACGAGCUUGUGCGCGCGCGCGCACGCGGCCCCUUCCGCCCCCCCGCUCCCCGCUCGGGUACGGCGGCCGGCAGCGGACCCGCGAGCCAUGGACGCGGACGCGGAGGCGGGCGCCGCCGAGCUGGAGUGCGGCAUCUGCUACCUGCCCUACGACCGCCGGGCGCGCGCCCCGCGCCGCCUCGGCCCCGCGCACGGCGCCUGGCGCCGCCCCGCCCCCUGCCACCACGCGCUCUGCACCGCUUGCCUCUGCCGCCUGGCGCGCGACCAGGACUGGGAGGCGGUCACGUGCCCCUUCUGCCGCACCCCCACCUCGCUGCGCGUGCGCGGUAGGGGCUGGGAGGCGGGGACGAGGCGGCGGAGCAGGAGCCGGAGCAGCAGCAGCAGCAGCCGGCGCCGCCUGGCCCUGCCCCCCGUCGACCCCGAGCUCUGGAAACGGAUUGGGCGGCGGGAAGAGGAGGAGGAGGCGGUGCCUGGCGAUGACGUACCGGAGGAGGCGGGCCAAUCGCGGCUGUGGCGGGCGCUGAAGAAGUUCCUGGGAGGGGGCGGUAGCCGCAGCAGCGCGCGGGAGCGGCCGCCAAUCAACCCCUAUUGUCCAGAGAUGAAGGACCUCGCCCUCAUGAACUGCUACAUCAUGUGAGGCUCCAAGGGCUAGCCACAAGAGCUGGGGCUGGCUGCUCGUCAAGACUUAGAAGACUCUUGGGAGAAACCAGCUCUUUCUUCUCCUCCCCCCCCGGCCCCCAAACAGUGCUGGCUGCACUUCCCCUCCAGGCAGGUAGUUACUGACAAACUGUCCGGUCUCAUUAGACUCCAUCAGCUCUAUGGGGCUGAACCAUAGCACUGGAGCUAGAGUUCCUGGUUCUCAUUAACCUGCAGAGAGAGAUUCCCGAGGCACCAGGAACUGGCGUGAUUGCUUGUGGUAUUGACCCGUCACUGUUCAUCUCUGUUGCAAGCAGGGAGACUUGAUGGGGGCUGUCGGGUCGAAUCAGCCGCAGAUAGGCAGAGGUAUGCCUUCCUGGAGAUCUCUGACUGCCUGUCACCCUGAGGCCUGGCGGCUGAUCAGUUUGGAGGCUGGCAUCCCAACAACUUGUCUGGUCCUGACAUCUACAGCCCCUGAAAUGCCUACAUGUCCAGCUCUUCCACUCUCCACCCCUCUCUGCCAUAUAAAAUGCCAGCGAUGCCGCUGACCUAUUUACCAGCAGAUACUGUAAAUAUCUGGUGGAAAGUCCCAUCUGGGCAAACUCUGAGCCUCAAGUAUUAACUGAUUCAGACCGCAAGGUUAAGUCUGUGUGCUAACAAACUAGUUAAAAAUGCCCCUCAAACCCACGACCUCUUUCUUUGCGAAUCCCAAUGAGAAGCCUGUUGCUCUAGUGGUUUUGCUAAAUUACCUGCCAAUCCUCAUCCUUUACCAUCGCACAAGUUAGCAGCCCGAUCUGCAGGCAGAAUCCCUGUCUGACCCCAGUUUGAGUGCUGCAUGUGACUCUGUUGCAUGAGGCAAAGGUUUCAGACGUCCCCAUGCAUCUGUCGCCGAAGAGGCUGGCUUCUUGGUGCGCUCUGCUAUUGUAGCAUUUCUGUGAAAUGAAUUUAAAUUAUUGAAGAGUUUGAAAUAGGGAAUGUCUGUAGCUGUUGUCUUUAAUAUUUAACUAUUGUAACUUUUAUAUUUGAUUUUAAUAAAACCUGAGAUGUCAACGCUUA
Molecule: messenger RNA, 1713 nt
Organism: Dermochelys coriacea (leatherback sea turtle)
Lineage: Eukaryota; Metazoa; Chordata; Testudines; Dermochelyidae
Gene: RNF227
Product: ring finger protein 227
Exons: 2
Coding region: 110-658 (182 amino acids)
Biological process (GO): protein ubiquitination
Molecular function (GO): ubiquitin protein ligase activity
Source: RefSeq, a predicted model, not a curated record